AUGGGGAUCAUCCACGUUAUGAAAGACUUUUCAAGUCUCGCAUACGAGGCACGGGAACGAAGUCGAUCCACUUCUGAUAUUCUCAACUAUGCAUGCCAAAACUGGGCCGUCCAUCUCUCCCGAGCUCCGAAUCCGUGGGACGAGAGACUCGCCCAUAUAUUCAAGACCUUUUGGAAUCGUUAUUCCCUCUCCUGGCUCGAGAGACAAUGGUGUUUGAAGGACCUACAGUCUUGCCUCACUAUUUUAACCAUCGGCCAGAAACUUGCACAGUAUGUGGCUGUGCUGAAUAUGUCCCUAUCCGAAAAUUCCUUCCUCUUUACGUUCUGCAACGACUUUCAAAUCGAGGACGCUCUUCGGGGAGUCGGGACCUUCAUUACACGCUGGCCGCCCUCUCGUGUUCGAAAAAUUUGCUGCCGGAAGCUUUGUGUGGAGGCAGAGUUGCAAAUAAUGCACGUGUUGCUUCAAAACCCAAAGGAAUCGGAUAUCCCAGCAGAACGUUAUUACUCUGGAAGUUCUGCCCCUCCUCUACCUUCUCAACGCUCUGAUUGGCGUCUAAGAGCUACUUCGCGCAUCAACCGCACUCAACCCGUUGAUAGUCAGCGACACAGGAGAUACAUUAAACGUGCAAAUCCUCCCCAAAUCGAAGUACAACAGGGAGAGCCAUUUUACGAAGAGAUACAAGCCUACAACAAACAUUUCUUAUCCCUCCUCGAGUCUGAACAAGCCGAGGAUGAGGCAGUUUUGAGGGAACGACUCUCCACUUGGUCGUUGUUUCGACUACGAGAAGAAGGCUAUGCUAUGACGGGUCUUUCUGCCUUUUGGAUGGGCGCACCAAAGUUUGGACGUCCUGUGGCUUCAUUUUCUCUUGGUCCUGGUGUCGACUUGCCAGAACACAGAUUUGAGAAUGGUACUCAAGUUCUUGUUUCACGAUUCGAUCCUCUUCAAGAGCCGCCAUACCGAGGAAGUGUUCUUAGCAGUACAGGAUCACAACUGCGCAUAUCAUUUGAAGAGAAAUUCGAGGUUGAAGACGGCUGCUGGCGCUUGGACGUUGGGCGGUCUAACAUCGUGUUCAUUCGUAUGCGAGACGCCAUUUCUCGCUUCAAUCAAGACCCGCAAGCACUUGAAGACCGAAGUCAUUCCUCUUCAGACAACCAGUUCAUUCUCCAUGGAACGCAUUUGCGAGACGUACUAUUACGUUCGUUUUCCCCCGACAAACCGUCACUGCAUAUACCGUUGCAGCCUCCAGAUGAGGUUGCAUAUGUAGCUCGAGGGACACUCGAGCAUGACAGUCGCGAAGUACAAGACCAUGGAGGCGCGUUCAAGGAGGACAUGUGCAUUCAAAGUUGGGCAAGACGAUACUCACGCAUCAACCCAAUUGCGAUAGAUGGCGACCCGGUCCUUGAGGGCCUGAAUGCUACUCAGAUCCGAGCUAUUGCCAUGAUGAUUGGCGAAAGGAUCAGUCUUGUUCAGGGACCGCCUGGUACAGGCAAAACGAAGACCAUCAUCGAAGCCGUGAAACUACUCAAGACCCACUUCGAAGUGCAUCACCCUCUUCUUGUUUGCACUUACACCAAUGUUGCGGUCGAUAAUCUAGUGGAGGGUUUUGCAAUGGCCGGCGUAAAACCCCUUCGAGUCGGGUUCAGUGGUAAAAUCAAAUCGUCUCUAUACGAACAUACGUUGGACGCGAAGUUGGAAGCGCAUCCUCUCAAGCCUAAAGCCGAUCAACUUCUGAAAGAGCAGGAAAGUGCCGAAAGAAAGUUAGGCGCGCUGGAGUACAAGAUCGUUGCGGCUGAAAAAUCAGGCAAUGAAAGGCUCGGCAGUAUGCGGAGCGCGUUUUCGGCAUUGGAGAGGCAAGUGGUGGCGCUGAAAUCGAAGCUGUAUGCGAUGCAUCAGGAAAUGCUCAACGGUAUUAUUGCUGCGUCCGACGUAAUUUGCACGACGUGCAUUACAUCAGCCAGUGCUGCACUCAACGUUCUUGACUUUCCAGUUGUGUUCUUAGAUGAGGCAUCCAUGUCGACAGAACCAGCGUCACUCAUUCCUUUGAUGCGAGGAUCUCAGCAUGUUGCACUUAUUGGAGAUCACAAACAAUUACCUCCCGUCAUCAUCAGUCGCGAGGCGCAACUUAACGGCCUUGGGAUCAGUCUGUUUGAAAGACUUACUGAGGAAGGAGUUGUGCCGUCAAUUAUGCUUGACGUGCAGUACAGGAUGCAUCCUUCUAUUUCUAGAUUUCCCUCGCUAGAGUUUUAUAACUUUGCGUUGCAAGAUGGGACGGUUGACUCUGCAGGUAACAUACACCCCAUGCUUCUACCCCCGCUGUCAAGUCACCUGGAGCAAAAUGUUCUCACCGGUCACCGUCCCUCUGUCGUAUUCAUCGAUCACGGGGGCGCGGAAACUUCCAAGGACCGAAGCAGGGUGAACUGGAACGAGGCUCACAUUGUUUGCAGCAUCGUUGAAGACCUACUGCUGCAGAACGAGAACCUGCGAGGAGAGGACAUAGGUGUCAUUGCUCCAUACGCUGCCCAAAUUUCACUAUUGUAUCGCCUCCUAAACACCGACGCCAAGUAUCGCAAACGCUUCGCAUCUACCCUGGGUGAUCACCGAAUGAUGCAGCUUAGCAGCAUCGAAGUGAAAACGGUUGAUGGAUUCGAAGGACGCGAGAAGGAUGUGAUCAUCUUUUCGACCGUGCGAAAUAAUACGUCGGGGUACAUUGGGUUCCUUGCUGACAGGCGAAGAUUAAAUGUUGGCCUAACGCGUGCAAAGAGAGGGUUGUUCGUUGUUGGGAGCAUCAACACCCUGAAGGCUGGGAAGAUGGCAAAGGGUAGGUUCGGCGAGGGUCCUGCCAGAGUGGGUAAGGGCGCCGAGGCUUGGAGGAGAUAUGCGAAAUAUCUCCUCGAGGAGAAUAUGGUUGUGACCCUUAGUGGUGAUAGACUAAGGAAAGUGCUGCAUGGGGAUGCCACAAGGACGAUGUUGAGCUGA
This is a messenger RNA of Suillus paluster, 2976 nucleotides long. RefSeq names its product P-loop containing nucleoside triphosphate hydrolase protein. Gene Ontology annotation, cellular component: cytoplasm. Gene Ontology annotation, molecular function: RNA helicase activity. The coding region runs from base 1 to 2976 and encodes 991 amino acids. Lineage: Eukaryota; Fungi; Basidiomycota; Agaricomycetes; Boletales; Suillaceae. Gene Ontology annotation, biological process: nuclear-transcribed mRNA catabolic process, nonsense-mediated decay. The record is from RefSeq and is a predicted model, not a curated record. The transcript has 11 exons.